AUGUCUGUCCGUUCUAUCCUGUCAGCCUGUGCCAUCCUUCUGGGCUUUGCCAACAUAGCGAGUGCUGUUAUGGGUAAUGUUGAAUCUAUCAACGGUCCCAGUGUCGUCAUCGUUGGAAGUAAUUUACCUACUGUGGUCAACUUCACCCAGAUUCGAUUUACGGAGCAGAAUGACUAUGGGAUUAUCUGGGGUCUGGUAUCCCCUGACGAAGGAUGCACCCAAUGCGUGGGACGGCGACUCACGUUUACCGACCUAUUCGCCAUACAAGGAGACUUUGUAGCUUCACGCAUCUUCGACUUGCCGAUUCCCUCUGAUACCCCGAGAGGAAACUACACCCUCACAGCCGCGGUUCUAGAUGAUGAAUUCCCCGAGGGGUUAGUCGACAUGCGCUAUUACACUCACCCUUUGAUUGUGGACGGUCCAAUUACGAGCGCCACUUCCACCGUGGCUUCGACGCCCACACCCCCCAGCACCAAUUAG
Messenger RNA from Tremella mesenterica DSM 1558, 480 nucleotides. RefSeq lists its product as uncharacterized. The record is from RefSeq and is a predicted model, not a curated record. Lineage: Eukaryota; Fungi; Basidiomycota; Tremellomycetes; Tremellales; Tremellaceae. The coding region runs from base 1 to 480 and encodes 159 amino acids. The transcript has 4 exons.